This is a messenger RNA of Tripterygium wilfordii, 1219 nucleotides long. RefSeq lists its product as uncharacterized. Lineage: Eukaryota; Viridiplantae; Streptophyta; Magnoliopsida; Celastrales; Celastraceae. The record is from RefSeq and is a predicted model, not a curated record. The transcript has 10 exons. Gene Ontology annotation, molecular function: protein-containing complex binding. Gene Ontology annotation, cellular component: mitochondrion. Bases 126 to 1004 code for a protein of 292 amino acids.
CCAACUCUGAUUGCAGUCUCUGAGAAUCUCCUCAAUUCGCUCUGACCUUUUUUUUUUGUGCAAAAUUUUGCGAAAUUAAAUUUGGAAGCUCUUCCUCUUCUAGGCUGUGAAAAGGAGUCGAUCAAAUGAGUGCGAUUGCGUCGCGGUUGAUCCAUUCAAGAUCCUCACUCUCCAGUCUCUGUAAAAUGGGUGCAUUGGGGCAUGAGAGAUACCUGUCAUCUGAUUCCAACAAGUUUGACGAACCAUUCAAAGUCAAUGAACCAAAAGUGGAGGAAGCAGAGACAGUACAUGUGCCGCCUCCUCUAACGGAAAAGUUACUUGUGUUGGGUGGAAAUGGAUUUGUUGGAUCCCAUGUUUGCAGAGAAGCUUUAGAUCGUGGUCUGUCUGUUGCUAGCCUUAGCAGGUCGGGUAGAUCAUCUUUACAUGAUCCGUGGGCUAAUAGUGUGACUUGGUAUCAAGGAAACCUUCUUUCACCUGAUUCAUUGAAGGAAGCACUGAAUGGGGUGACUGCUGUGAUCUCGUGUGUUGGAGGUUUUGGCUCCCAGUCUUACAUGUAUAAGAUUAAUGGAACUGCAAAUAUCAAUGCAAUCAGAGCUGCUUCAGAGCAAGGUGUAAAAAGAUUUGUUUAUAUCUCUGCUACUGACUUUGGCUUGGCCAAUUACUUGCUGCAAGGAUAUUAUGAGGGAAAGAAAGCUGCUGAGACGGAGGUACUGACCAAAUUCCCUUAUGGAGGAGUGAUUCUCAGGCCUGGGUUUAUUUAUGGGACUCGCAGUGUUGGGAGUGUGAAAAUACCGCUCGGUGUUAUUGGAUCCCCCAUGGAGAUGGUGCUCCAACAUGCGAAACCACUUGCCCAGCUUCCUCUUGUUGGGCCUCUAUUUACUCCUCCUGUCAAUGUUACCGCAGUAGCAAAGGUAGCCGUGAGAGCAGCAACUGAUCCUGUUUUUCCACCCGGCAUCAUAAAUGUUGAUGGCAUAUUGCGUUACAGCCAGCAAAAGUCGAAAUAGAUUCUGUUGAGGCCUGACUUUUAUUCUGUUAUUUUUGUCCAUCAGUAUAGAGCUUGCCAAAACCUCAAAAUCAAGCACUCCAAAUCUUUUUGUUGAUCGUAAAUCCUAAUAAAGUAAGUGUCUGUUGUUGAACUUUAAAUUUCACCUCCAGGAAGGCAGCUGGUAAUAAGGUCAGUUCAUAUCUUCCGUGGAAAGAAAUUGGCAGGUUUUUCUUU